CAUCUCCUCCUCUGGCCACAUGAAAAUGGCCACGCAAUUGCAUUCCCGCACAUCCACCAAACAGCCCCUGUGCGCCGUCAGCCUGUUCCCAAGUGCGCACGCACCCACACACACGCGGACGCGCACAGAUAGCUGCAGCCUUUCAGCCGUCUCCGCGACAGCCUGCAUGCACACGAGAGCCGCGACGAAACAUUAGAACUGGCGGGAGCGACGCAACUUUCCACAAGAGAGGAGUGCAAAAUGAGAUCCAGAGAGGGUAACCAGUCCGCCACCUAGCUGCAGAGACGCGCCGACGGAGAGCCGUCGACGGAUGAUUGUGAAAACACCCGCGCCAAUGUUGUUGCAGAGUGCUCUCCGAUGGGACUGAAACUCGGUUUUCGGAGGUGUUUUAACCUCCGCCAGCCUCUUUUAUGUAAUCCGAGCAACAUCUAAUGCAUCAAAGACGGCGGAUUACGACUGGAGCGACGGCGGAGAGCAGCAACCACCUCCAGCCCGUAUAACGCAGUUGGUUCUGGGACGCGCUCUCGGUUUUACAUUUACUCAGCUGAAGCCUCAAGGAGCCGAGAACAGUCUUCUGCUGCUGGAUGAAGGCGCUCAGCUUCACUAGGACACUUAAAGGAUCUGUCAUUGAAUCUUUUUUGAUCUUCGUCUGGUUUCUCGUCUUCGGUUUUCACCUCACUGCCGCAUUCAUUUAGAAGUGUUAGAGUGGGAACUGCAAAGCAGUCUACUUCUCCCUCUUGACUUCUCUGAUGGACCAGAGAGUGAAGGGGGGAACCCCUCCAGCCACUGCCCCCACUUUGGACCCUGCUUCUGCACCUGAAGGCUCUAAGCAGGACCUCGUGGCCAAGAAAAACAGAACUGAAGGAGAGAAUGGCAGUGCGGGGAAAAAGGAAGAGGAGAGACAAGGAUCGGGAAGGAAGAAGGAAGGGGAAAAGGGGGAUGUGCUGGAGCUGCUCAUCGAAGGACGCUGUGGAAGCGCAGGGCAGCAGGAGCUUCAGGCGUCUGGCAGGGAGACCAGCUCAACGGACGGGAAAGUUCGAAACGGACUCCAAGCCAAGCGCACCAAAAAACCUCCCAAGAUCCUGGAGAGCUAUGUGUGCAAGCCCACCAUCAGGACCUAUCAGAGACAGAGCAGGGGGGGACUGCUGAGAGGGGAUGCAGAGGGAGGAGCAGGUCAGCAGAGUAAAAGCAGCUGCACUACUGGCGAUGCAAACAGAGACUUGGACGCAGUCCAGGCCACAUCCAAAAAAACAGCAUCUGCUGCUCCACCGCCUCCUACAUCCUCAUCAUCGGCCUCACACCCACCCUCAUCAACAUUUAGUAAAGACUCCGUCUCAGCCUCAGUCCCUGCCGUAACCUGUCAAGGGUCCAGGACAGCCAAGCAGGUUCCCAACAAACUGGCUGAUAAGACAGAAGAGAGUUCAAAUGUCUCAAUAAAGAAAGAUUCACUCCCAAGUGUCAACGGCCAACCAGCCCCUGCAGGAGCCAAACCUUUUUCUCCUGCAACAGACCAGGCGGCCCCAUCCACUCCGUCCACAGCUCGCAUCCAGGCAGUUCCCGUACUGGAAACCAGGAACGAUGGGAGUUGCUCAAAGAACCCUAAUGGUUUGGUUCCUACAGCAAAACAGAAAAGAAUGUUAAUUGAGAAAAGCUCUGCAAACACCCUUAGCCCUCCCGCCUUGUCAAAAAACAAAGCAGGGAAACACGGCAGUUCCUCCACGGACUCUUCAACCAGUCCUUCAAUCUCGCAAAAGGAGCUUUUUAGUGAGAGUAGAACAGGCUCUCCCAGCCACCAGCCCGUCAUCUCCAAAUUACAAACAUCCUCCACUACGGAGAUCUCGCCUGCUCAACCACAAGGUCAGAAUCCCUCUGCUCAGCUUCCACUGAAUGCAGGUAGGGAAAAAGAGAAGAAGGCAAAGAAAGAUCGACAGAAAAGCAAAAAGCUGAAAAGAGAUAGACUGGAGGCUGGCAGAGCAACAAGUGAGAGCAGAAAGGAGGAUGUCAAAAAGAAGAAAAAAGAUAAGAGAAGGGAUGGAAAAUCAAGACACGGUAAGGACAUGGAGGAAAAAAGUAGAGGUGAGGAGUUGUGGGCGGAGGAUCUACAGAUGGUGAAAAGAAAGGCGGAAAAAAUCAGAGAAAACCUGAGUCCAGUCAGACAAAGAACAGAAGAAAACAAUGCAAAAUGCAGUGACACAGCUGGUAAUAGUAAAUUAGAAAGAGGCUGCACAAUGACGAAUCCAGGUCGACAGGAUGAGAGAGAUGAGAUGGACGACUGUUACAAGCCGGCUAAACAAGUUGAGCCUGCACCAGCAGGUGAUGGCAGUAAAUUGAAAGAACAAGACAUUUUGAGGCAUGCGGUUGUGUCCGCUGCCAACUUCACUUCUUCUGCUCCUCCCCCUCUGCCCAUGCCCACUGUCCACGCUCCCAUCUCUCCCCCUUUCUCCUCCCAAGGGCAGGAUAGUCGUCCGCUCAAGAAACGCAAAGCGAGAAGGCCGAGUUGGACCAAGAUGGUGCAUCGAGCGCAGAGAGCGGAAAAUCAGGAAGCCCUUUCUGAUUCCCUCCAUAAUUCUUCAGUAACUUUCCCUCAGGUUACCAAGACUUCCCUUCCUUCCAAACCUUCUACUCAGCAGAGUGAUGAGUCACAUACAACCCCCUCUAGCUCCCUGUCCAGCAGCUCCUCCCCUCUGUCCUAUGCCGUCACGAAGCUGACUUCAGAUCUGAGCCUCUCUGCUUCCAGAUUUACCCUAAACGCCAUCCGAAAAAGGGGUCGCCCAAAAUCCCACAGCUCUAGCGUUGAUAAAUCUCCCCCUCGACUUCUGCCGAACAACAUCCUGACUGAUGUGCCUCUCUUCGGGUGUGACGAAGUUCAAAAAGCCCCCGUGCUGGAGCCAAGUCCGGCACUGCAGCGUGCAGAUCUGUCUAAAUCCAGCCCCAAGAAGCGUGGCCGCCCCCCCAAACGAUCUCUUUCCGAAGACCAGAGCGAAGACGCGCUGAAUCACGCUGACGGGAGCAGCCACUUUCAUCAUCCUGAACUGGGGAGCCGGCAGCUGAAGAUCAGGAAACUGAUUAAUGAGAUGAAGAAAAGAAAAAAAAGGAUAUUUCACCAAGCAAUGCUGGCUGGAUAUGUGGGAAAAGAGAGCAGGGCACACGAGGCAGCAGACGGGAAGACCUCCCUGAGAACGAGUAAAUCGAUUGAGGCUAGAACAGUGAAUACUCUCUCAGCCUUGUCCUCCUCCUUUGGGAGCAGGGUGGGCCCUCAGAUCAAUGUGAGCAAAAGAGGAACCAUAUACAUGGGAAAGAGGCGAGGACGAAAGCCCAAAUCCCAAACAGUUGGUCUAAAUUCUCGGUCCCAGAACGCCAGUCAGCCUUCUCUGUUUUCCAAUCCCCCUGAGAGCUCAUUCUUCUCCUCCAACCAGCUGCAGUCGGCUCCUUCUCACCCCUUUCCUUCCCCGUCUCUUACUCACUCCAGUGGAGCCCAAAGUCCGUACAGUGAAGGCAGCCUCACAGAACCAACAUCCUCUUUCCUGUUUUCUCAUCCUUUCUCUCUUCCAUCUCCAUCCUCCUCCUGCGCAUCUUCCCGGCCUCCCUCCUCCUCGUCUCUGUCUCCCUUUGUGAAGAAGAGUUGUCCAUGUCAGGGAAGGCAUCACUUUCCCUUUCACCAGUCUUCAUGUAAGCUCUCCAGCGCUACCCUGCCCUCACAUCACACCCCUGCUUCACCCGGCCAGCUGAAAGAAGCCACCCCUUCACCCCGGAGCGAGUCACACAGCGAUGAGACGCUCCCCAGUGACAGCGGCAUCGGGACGGAUAACAACAGCAUUUCUGAGCGGGGGGAGAUGACAGGAACUCGAGGAAUGCUGAGGUUGGGUCAGGGUGCAGGGGUGAUCCUAGGCAGUCAAAGGCUCUCCUCGUCGCUCAUGGACCGCCCCUUUCAGAUCUCAAACUCCUCCUCACACCUAAACAGACAUGCAAACCCCAUCAGUAGCUCAAAGGCAGCGGAGCAGCACAGAGACAGACACCGGCACAGGCGCAGGGAUUACAACUGCCCCUCCUCCUGCACUUGCAUGCACCCUUGCCCCUGCCCAGGUCACAACAAGUGCACUCACUCAAAUUACUACCGUUGCCUUGGUCACAAUGCACUGAAGAGACAGAAGAGUAAACACAAGAAGAAGCAGCUGCAUAUGCAGGAUCCAGAGUUUCUGGCUGAAUUAGACGAUGUUAUCGCUCAACUCAGCGAGGUCCAUAUUGGACGACGAAGCUGGGCGAGGACGAGUGCGGGGCAGGGUUUUGACGGUGCAGCAGGAAGACGCCAUCAUUCAUCCACGCACUCCCCUCGCUCCAACAUCUUCAGAAUCAAUCUUAACGGCUUCUACUCACCUCAUCCUUCAUCGUUUUCCGCUGUACCACCCUUCACUCCUCAGCCGUUCUUCCCCUGCCACUGUAGCAGGAAGCCAGACCGCAGGCAGUGUGGGUGUCCACCCAAGUUCCCGGAAACCGUGGAGAACAUGGGAUUUUACAGCCCCUAUCCUACAGCAGCACCAGCACUCUACCACCACCUCCCCGGCACCUACCCCCUCCCACCUCCUCACCAGUACCAGCCCCAUCAUGCCCACUUCCUUCUUAACCCGGCCAGAUUCCACAGGCGGAGGAGUAGGUUCUUGAAGGAGGGAGUUUUAGGAGGAGAUGUGGAGGGAGAUUUAGGGGAGAGAAGUUCAGGAGGUGGUGUAAGGUUCACGUCCAGCCUCUCUUACGGCUGUGGAAGGAGUGAACACAAACACAAACAGCAUCACAGGCACUGCGAGCGAGAUGUGGAUGAAGAAGAGGAGUUACAGGAGGAUGAGGAGGAUGAUCGAAUGGGCAGAAGGAGGCGGAGUAAUUCAAAGGCUCGAUCAAGGCUCUCUUUGGGUCAAAGAGAGGCAGGCAGCAAAGGCGUAAGAGGGUCUGGGAGCAUGCUGUCUUUGCAAACACCUUGGCUGCACCAGAAUGGAAGUGAUUCCUUCUCUUCAGCUGCCUUACCUUCAUCCUCAUCUGCAGCAGAGAGGUACAAACACACAUCCCUCACCUCACUGGGGUUGGGCUCUUCCCACCUUUCUUCAUUCGGAGGAGGCUGGGGCGGCUUGGGUCAGAGCUGGACCAAAUUCCGGAGUCUGGCUACUCCAGGAUUUGGAAACUCAACUUCGAGCUGGGCAGGUUUGGCUGAGAAAAGCGCCGACAGGCUGAUUGUCUCAGACGAAGAGGAUGAAGAUGUAGACGAUUUUAACGAGUCCGAGUUUUACGGGACAUCCUCAUCCCCAACACACACCAACUUGUUCACCUCUGCUGCCAUGGCAACAGGGCUGAGGGGUGUGAGGAGCGGGUUCGGCAGUAGGAACCCAGGCGCUGACGAAAGGUCAGGCAGAAGAGACGAGCCAGCGUGGACAGAGAGAAGAGACGCAGGUUUACAAGGUGACUCGAGAAGCCGGGUGCAGCAGAAAAGUGUGCCAACUCCAGACUGCGCAGCAGGGAAAAACAAAAGACGGCCAGGGCGGCCCAGGAAGCACCCGCUGCCCUCGGCCACCUCCUCCCCCACCCACUCCUCUGCAACUCCAUCCAUGUCACCAUCUGACCACUUGCCAGCUUUCAUCCACAACAGAGAUGAGAGGGAAGUGGGAGGGAAGAAUGCAGAAACUGUGUCAGAGAGAGGUGGAGGACACACAAAACAGCAGGUGACCGAACAGCUGGAGAUGCUCGAAAGGGGGAAGAAAGGGCGCAAGAGAAAACAUGGUGACUCUCCCUGUCAUCAGAGUGUUGACUCGGAUAAACCCGAGUGUGACACCCUCCCUGACUGUCUUCUCCAACCAGAUGUCAACCAGGCUCCGUUCCAACCAGAAAGCCCCCAAAGACAGGAUACAACUGACGGUCCUCCCAGGAAGACCUUUCUGAGGGCGGGGCUUUACUCUGACGAUUACAAAACUACAGAUCCCUCCUCUCAAGCUCUGAAGCUCUGCAGUGACAGUCUGGAGUACACACCAGGGGAGCAUGAGUACACCCUUUUGCCGGCUCCCAUUCAUGUCGGAAAGUACCUGAGACUGAAGAGGAUCCACUUCCAGUUGCCCUAUGAUGUGAUGUGGCUGUGGGAACACAACCAGCUUUACCGGCAACCUGCUGUUCCUCUAAAGAGAAAGCGUCGUUAUUGCCGCAUGAAAGAGCGAACGUCAUCCUCCCAACAGAGAGAGCAGGUAGAGAACUCCAGGGACUUAACCAGCUUGUUUCCUCACCUGGACAUGGAGCCACUGACCAGCGGUGAGAGGAGCUUUGUCAUAAAACAUCACGUAUUCCUCGUGAGGAACUGGGAGCUUGUCAGGGACCGACAGAUCCGAAUGAGGAUAGAAAGGGAGCGAGAACGAGACGAUGAAGAAGAAGAGGAGGGUGACUCACAACAUCUGUCUUGGGAUGGAGCCAGUGGGGACGACAGCCACAUCAAGUCAGAUCAGUCAGUGGGGGUGGAGGUGACAGUUAUCAGCAGUGACCCCAACCGCCAAAGACAGAGCACCUCCAGCUCAAUCACUGCCAGCUGCUGCCCCACCAAAACCCAGAGCAGACAAGAAGAGGAGGGAGAGGAAAUACAAGGAGGCAAAGGAGAGGCCUACAGCAGAGAACGGAGGAGGAGACGGCUGAAUGAUUUACUUUUGACCCUGCAGCAUUUAUGAGCUAACAGAGAGGGGUGGAACCACUCCGAGAAAGGGACCAGGCCCAUCUCUUGAUGGUUGGACAAGAACUGAUCUCACUCCACCGUUAGUAAAAGUAGUAGUACCCCAGAGAACCAAUGCAAGGAGCCAACGGAGUACAAAUUGCAGCAGCUGAGAAUGCAAGAAAGAAAUCUUGCAUGUCGAUAAAUGAAUGAGUUAAACCCUGAGCUCUGAAGGGCAUCACACCAAGGAUGAAACCAUGGCAACGCAUCUUCUGUCCAAGCAGCACGAGAUGAGACACACAGAGCGACUGUCCCGGAUGAGAGAAAACAGACCAGCUGAAAUGAAUUUGCACUAGUGCUGAAUGAACAAGCACACUAAAGACUAUACAUGUAUGCGGAGUGGACACACUAUAAACACACAUACACAUUGAAUGCUCUUACUUUGGCACCUUAAGCAGAUUGGGAAAAUACAUAUUGGACAGGAGGGGAAAGUUGUAUGUGUCUGGUACUCAGCAUUUUGGCUCCGAAGUUUCCAAGAGAUGAGGAGCUCCCAAACUGCCGGCAAGGAAAUGUGGCCGGGGCCCUAAAUAGGUCAAAACUGAACCAUCAUUUACAAGCUAAGCUUUCAAAGUCACAGUGCACCUUUGGGAAAACAGCACGAGGAAAUGUGAGCCAGUUUAAAUCUGUUGGGACGGUGAAGGAUUGCUUCACUUUAACUAGACAGUGUCUGACAUGUACCAGCAAAUAGGCAGGGGGUGGGGCGGGCUUAGCAAUAGGAAUUUUGGCAUUGCUGCAAGAGAAUUUCUGAUGUUUUAAGAAAAAGGUUAUUUUUUUGAAAAGCAAAAACAAAACAAACAAAAAAAAGUGACAGCUUUUGAGAUGAACUGAAUAUAUUUGUGAUAGGAAUGUUUGUUGUUAACUCUUUUCAGUAUUUGCUUCCAAGGCACGGGAGGUGUUAAAUAAAAAAAAAGUGGUUUUGUUUACUUCAGUAUGCCUUUGAGAAUGUCCACUCUUUGCUCCAGAGCAUUGACAAUCAGAUUGUCGUCGGAGAGGGAAAGCAGAGAGGAAAGGGAAUGAAAAACUAGAACGGAUGCACCCCAAUUGCUCUUCAGAAGUGCCAUGAUGUCUUUGUGUGCGUACCUAACUCAUGCAGUCUUUAAAAGCAAUAUCUCCUCUGAUAAGGACUAUAUACAAACUUAUAUCUUCUUUUUAUUUGUUUGCUUACUUUUUUGUAAAGAUUGGAGGUGUUUUUCUGUAAAAAUGCCUAACAGGUUAUUGUCGUUUUAGGAGCAUCAAGCAAAUCCGUUCAGUGGAAGUAAGCCUUCAGUUUGUCGGGAAUGUACAGUACUUACACAAACCGUUUUUUCCUUCCGUUGGGAGUAGCUUGUAAAAUUACUAAUGUACAAGAUAAUACUAUAUGGCUCAAACAUUAAAGCUAAUAAUCAAGUCUCGCAUUUUACUGACACGUUUUUAACAAGCUGACCAAUAUAUCAGAUUUUUCCUAACAUAGACAAUGAUUGUAUUUGAUUUCUUUCUUUUGUAAAGUGACAUAUUUAUCGCUCUUUCUUUUUCUUAGCUAAAAAUACUAUGGUUUCAGUCAAACAAUGAAUUCGUUUUUUUCAAGUGUUACGUUUCUGCUGUCUGUCAGUAGUGUGGCUUCUACUACAAAGCCAAGAAAGUGCAAUUUCUUUGACUGUUUACAUAUUGUAUAUGUUUUUCCUCUUUCCUUUUAAUUUUGUUUUUAAACUAAAAGCACUACGUUAUUGCCAGUGGAGGAUUAACUUUACAGAAAAGGUACACAUAAAAGAGUUAUUUAUCUAGUUUGCAUGACAUGUAACCUUUUUUCUUGUUGCCUCUGAUGUUGUGCAUUUGAGAAAACAUCCCAAAAACAACAAAAAAAAAAGUGUAAGGUCAUCAUCGCCAUAGAAUGUCAGCUCAAACAUUUUGCUUAUAUAUCCAUAACAAUAAAAGCAUUUUAUGUCUACUA
Oryzias latipes (Japanese medaka) is the source of this 8654-nucleotide messenger RNA. Its product is annotated as histone-lysine N-methyltransferase ASH1L. Gene Ontology annotation, molecular function: histone H3K4 methyltransferase activity; DNA binding. The record is from RefSeq and is a predicted model, not a curated record. Lineage: Eukaryota; Metazoa; Chordata; Actinopteri; Beloniformes; Adrianichthyidae. Gene Ontology annotation, cellular component: nucleoplasm. Gene Ontology annotation, biological process: regulation of DNA-templated transcription.